CAUAUACUGAAAUAAGUCUUUCUCAAAUGUUGAGUGCAAAAAGGUGAACUCGACUCAGUAGAAAAAUGCAGACGGCCGUGGAUUUUCAAUAUGAAAAUUGUAAAAGUGGGAAAAUAGGACACUCACGCUUGAAACUGUUAUGUAAAAUUGCAAUCGUGGUAGUGAUUAUAUUGUCUUUUAUGUCACUGGUGUCUUCAUCACCAAGAAGAUCUGUAAGCAGAAGAUAUGGUGGGCUAUCCCGACGAACAUCACCAAGAUCUGUCUAUAGAGGAGGGUAUCGAUAUAAAUCUACCGUGACUUCUUCAACGGUCAGACAAACAUUAGUCGGACCCAAUGUCUGUGGAACGAAAUGUUGUGAAGGUUGGACUUCAGGAAAUACUGCAAUGUGUAUAACACCUGUCUGCGAUAAGCCCUGCAAGAAUGGCGGUUACUGCAUCAGAGUCAAUGUUUGCUUGUGUCCGUCAUCAUUUAUCGGCUCGGAUUGUUCGGAAAAGAAGUCGAUGUCCAACACCAACAUGAGCAAACGAAAGCGAGGGCCACGACAAACUCUAGUUCAUGUUAGAUACCCGGGAGGAGAUUCGUCUGCAUUAGAUACGACGUCGUCUUGUUCCCCUUCAACAUGUUUUAAUGGCGGAACGUGUAUUAAGGGAUCGUGCAUAUGUCGAAGUGGUUACGACGGGAAAAAAUGUGAAAAAGUCGUUGUCGUCAAGAUGAGUCUGGAUUCAGUGCUUCCUGGAGAAGACGCAGAAGCUGAGCCAAACUUUCAAGUAGCAUUAAAGCUAUGUAAAGCGCUUUGUGUACAUGGAACGUGUACUGUAGGCGCCGGACCUGUGUGCAAAUGCCACCGAGGAUACUAUGGAACAAUGUGCGAAUCCUCUCAAUAUGGCAGACGAAGGAAGCAGAAAUCUAGCAUGGUUGCCGACAAUGUGGAAUCCGGAAUCAAGUAUAGCAAUAAUUUGUUGAGACCUGUUGCGGCUUAUCCGAAUAAAAUAAUGACAAGGAUUCCUGUUGCGACACCCCGAAUAUCUGGUUCUUCCACAAGUUCAAAAUAUGGAAAAUGCUAUAAAAAGUACAGAGGAGAUUUAUGUGGACUUUCAUAUAACAAAAUGAUGACUGCAGAAAGUUGUUGUCGAUCAGGACUCGGCGAUGGGUGGGGAUCAGAAUGUCUUCCGUGCAGAAAAGUUACCAUCACACGAGCAGGAAGAAUAUCAUCAAGUUCCAGGUUAUCAGCUUUACAUCAUUGUCCCAAAGGAUUCAAGAGCGUAAAUGGAGUAUGCAAAGAUGUGAACGAGUGCCUAACGAAACGGAAUUUGUGUGAAAACGGAGUAUGCAUCAAUUCCAGGGGCUCAUUCUGGUGUCGAUGUCACAGAGGAUUUCAUCAACACACCUCUCGAUCUAUGUGUCUUCCUGACAGAGUUUCUCAGACUCGCGUCACCACCGGAUCGCACGAUUACUGCUAUCUUGCUCUGGAUCGUGAUGGAGGAUGUGGUCGUGUUGAAGCAGCAGUGAAAGGAAACAAGGCAGUCUGUUGCUGCUCUGUGGGCCUGGCAUGGGGCCCAAACUGUGAAAGAUGUCCAAGGCGUGGUUCCGCCGCACAUGCAAAGUUAUGUCCAAACGGAUCCGGCUAUUUCAAGUCAGUAUCAUAUAUCAGAACUCCUAAGAGGCCAGUGAAAGUACCGGGCACAAGUUCAUAUUCUCCUAAACCAAGUCUUCGACCAGCAACAUAUUUUAACAGGCGUGGAUCUAGGAAAGGCAUAUACUCACGUACUAACCCUGAAACGGGCUCGAGACGGGGUAAUUAUGUUUACAAACCUGCCGGUAGAAUGAAAACUAAGUCAACUACAACAGCUAGAACCAGCACAACCACGCCCCGGAUUUUCACCACACAGGACACUACUACAAGCACAAGACAAAUCAUUUCGAGUUCGCCAACGCUUGUUUCAAGGGCGAAUACACACAGACUUACCACUUCUGAACCGAAUUUGACAAUUUCGACAAAACCAAUACUUAUGACUACCACUACUGAGCCUACCACUACUACCAUUAGAACUACUACUAAACCUACCACUACGACAACAGUCACAACCAAACCGACGACUACAACCACUGUUAAAACUACCACUGUUAAACCUACCACUACGACAACAACCACCACCAAACCUACCACUACGACAACAACUACUAAUAAACCUACCACUAUGACAACAACCACUACUAAACCUACCACUACGACAGCAAUCACUACUAAACCUACUACUAUAACAACUACGAAACCUACCACAACGACAACAACCACUACCAAACCUACCACUACAACAACAACCACUACCAAACCUACCACUACGACAACAACCACUACUAAACCUACCACUACGACAACAACCACUACCAAACCUACCACUAUCACUGUUGCCGCUCCCACUUCUACUGCUCCCACUUCCAAGACUGCCAUAGGUACUAUUUCGUCCACUACCAGCACUUCCAUAUCUGCAACUGCUACAUCGCCGAAGCGCCGAGUAGUAAUCCCCAAUUUACAAUCACCGAAUAUUGAACUUCCGGCAAGAAAGCCAGAUCCGAAAACUUAUUUGGUCACCAGCUCAAGCACAACAUCCAGUACCUCACGGCAAUCAGUCACAACGCUACCACCAGCUGAAUCUCCGACUCAUGCAAUUGCUACGGAAGCGGCAACGUGGCCACAAAUAAUGGACACCGAAACAUCAGAAUCGCUUGACAUGGACAGUGAAUACUACGAAGAUUUUGAAAUAUUAGAAAAUGAUCUGGAUGAUAUAAUUUUAGAAGAAAAUACGUACAUGGACGACAUUGACGGUGAGCUUGACAUCGACUUGAGCCCUGAAAACGUGACUUUCAGUUCAACUACAAUUCAAACGACCACCAAGAGCGUUCAAAUAUUGAAUACCGAUGACGAAAGUGAAAACACGCAAGAACCAGAUAUUCCAUCUGUAAUAAACCGCAAUUAUAAUGAACAGAUUUCCUCAAAGGCACAAACAAAAAGUACCAGAACACCCAUCGCCGAUGCCUGUUUUUCAAAUCCAUGCGAAAAUAACGGAGAGUGUAUGCCAGGAGAAGAUUAUCUGUCAUUUAAAUGCAAAUGCUCUGAAGGAUAUUUUGGAAGUACUUGCGAAACAAAGGAUUAUUGCGUGCCUAACAGAUGCAAAAACGGAGCAAAAUGUGAAACAGGAAUGGGCUUCUAUUAUUGUGACUGUCCGAAUGGAUACAGGGGAAGAGAUUGCGAAGAACGUAUAUCUAAAUGUGAAUCGAGCCCGUGCAUCCACGGAACUUGUGAAGAUUUUGAUGAUCGGUACAUAUGUAGGUGCACAGAUGGAUAUGAAGGAACCAAUUGUGAUGGAGAUGUUGAUGAGUGUUCCGGAAAUAUAUGCGGCAAAGCAUCUCGCUGUAUGAAUUCAAUUGGAUCAUUUGAAUGUGUAUGCGAAAACGGAUUCAUACUUUCUGACGAUGCCAGAUCUUGCCAAGACAUUGACGAAUGUUCCAAUUCAACAAUUUGCGGUGGACACGGAAAAUGCAUUAACACGGAAGGAUCAUAUCAAUGCGAAUGUUACAUGGGCUAUGUACUAAAGAACGGCUUUUGUGAAGAUCUUAUAGAGUGCGACAUCACCGAUUGUGGGGAAACUGCAACCUGCAGAAAUUUUCCUGGAGGUUACGAAUGUGUUUGUCCAAAUUUCGAGGAAAGCUAUGACGUUCAAACAAAAACAUGUUUAUCACCUUUCACGGAGCCUCCGGAACCAGAAGAAAUUAGGAAACCAUGCUAUUCAACUCCGAGAUUUUGCGUCAACAAACUUUCCGAAAAUGUUACACAGUCGGAGUGUUGCUGCACAAUUGGCCGAAGCUGGGGAGACUGUGAUUCUAAAGAAAUGUGUCCUAUUGUAAUUUCAAAAUCAUUUAAAGAAAUUUGCCCAGUCGGCCGAGGAUUAACUUCUGAUGAAAACAAGUUCAACGUCCAAGAUUUAAACGAAUGUGAAUUAUUUGGUAGCAGAAAGAUUUGCGGGAACGGAACUUGUACCAAUUCAUUUGGAGUUAUAAGUGCGUAUGCCACAAAGGAUUCUAUUACAAUCCAAGAAUACAAGCAUGUGAUGAUAUAAAUGAAUGUAGAAUGAGACCGAGAAAUAAAUGCAUAGGUGGGUUUUGCUUGAACAGACCAGGAUCAUUUGAAUGUAAAUGUCCAGGUGGCACUGCUCCAAGAACUAGUCGUUAUGGUACUACUUGUGUAGGCACACAGUCUCGGAGAAGACUGCCUGGUUUCCAUCGAUACAGACAGAGAAGUCAGAACCAAGAAUCAAAAGGGACAGGAGAAGUAGAUUUUUGUUUCAGUCGAAUGUUAAGCAACUCAAUGUGUUCUGCACAACUUCCAUCAAAGCAUACAUACAGGCAAUGCUGCUGCACAUUAGGAAUGGCGUGGGGAUCAUCGUGUUCAAGAUGCCCUGAAAGAACUUCUGAUGAUUACAGAUUUUUAUGUCAAGAUGUUAGGCCGCGAAUGCGCCCACCUCCUCGAAGAAUAUCGGCAGCAAAAGAGAAAACGGUCGAGGUCAAUGAAGUCGGUGGAUUUCACGAACAGGAAUGUGGAAUACCUGGCGGAUGUAAGAAUGGAAAAUGUUUAAGAACUGAAGAUGGAUAUACUUGUGAUUGCGAUGAUGGAUUCAUACUUGAUCCAGACUUGAUGGUUUGUUCGGAUGUUGAUGAGUGCAAAGAUUUUCGACACAUCUGUUUAAAUGGAAUUUGUAUUAAUCAACCUGGUUCCUUCAAGUGUGUUUGUCGGCCUGGUUUCGAAGCAUCAAACGAUGACUCCACAAUCUGCAAAGAGGUCGAGCCCACUUCAUUUCUAACGGAUUUAAUUGAUCCACUGGACAAAAUUCAAUUGCCCGCAACAUAAAGGUUCUUGCUAUAUCCUAGGUAAAGAAUAUAUUUGGACGAGCGAGGGCUUUUAAUGGGACGUACCUCAUCGACGCAUGAAUGGCCUAUACCCGUCUGUGCAUAAACAAAAUUCUUCUUUAACUUGGAUAAUAUAAGAUGCUUAUGUUUAAAUCGCGUUUAUUAAAGACUGACUAACAGCAUUCGUUACGUUUGACUGCUGUUUAUCCAAACGGAUCAUGUGCUUGAACUCUGAUGAAACAGUUCUUUUCUCCUUAUCAGUUCAGUAUUGUCGAUGUUAUUUUUUAUGCGCAAAAGACGAUUCUAAAGUCAUCUUACAGUUAUUGUGCUCUUGGUCAAACAGUUGUAAAUGCAUGUAUGCAACAUCUGCUUUUUAAAAGAUUAGACGUUAUAUGGUAAAUAUUUUAUAAAAUAGAAAGGAGGUCCGGAAGAAGAUACCGUAUAUCGAAAAAUCAUUCUGAACAAUUGGAUAAUUUUUCAGUGUAAAUUUCAAUAAAAACUCGGACUGUUUAAAAUUUCUUAGCUAAUUGGGAUGAAAACAACCCAACUUUUUAUAGAUUUUUUUUCUGUUUAUAUGACACUAGUUUUGGUGAUUUGGUUCAUAAUUGCUUCAGCCACACAAUUUAUAAAUACCGCUUCAUUUUCAAUUUUCAUAAGCAGACCAGACUGCACAGGUAACUUGCAACUGGCGUAUUUUUGUACAUACCAGCACAGCCACAUACUAUAACAACAAAACCCCAUUUAUAAAUAAUCGUAACAAUUUAUUUCUGCAUAUUUUGCCAUUGUUGUAUUGCGUGUAACGGAGUGAAUUCGACAUAUUUCAAAGGUGUCCUCCUCUCCUGUUCUGAUGUCUGCUUAAAAAUUGUAGAUUAUCUUUUUUUCAUUUUUGUCGUUAAUAUCACUUUCGCAGUAUUGAGCUUUUGUGACAAAUAAAGUUCCUUUGU
Messenger RNA from Styela clava, 5849 nucleotides. RefSeq lists its product as uncharacterized. Gene Ontology annotation, biological process: Notch signaling pathway. The record is from RefSeq and is a predicted model, not a curated record. NCBI's taxonomy places the organism in Eukaryota, Metazoa, Chordata, Ascidiacea, Stolidobranchia, Styelidae. Gene Ontology annotation, molecular function: Notch binding; calcium ion binding.